AUGGCUAUUACACCAGAAACCACUGGAUCUGAGACAAACACUGGAAAUGGAAGUUCUGUUGCUUUGGACCAAACUAGUCCUUACUUUCUACAUCCAUCAGAUUCACCUCGGAUGACACUUGUGCUAACACCUUUUGAUGGAUCUGGAUAUGGUGCUUGGAGAAGAUCAGUUCUCAUUGCACUCUCUGCCAAAAACAAGCUCAGUUACAUUGAAUCUUUUUCUCCUAUACCUAGAUCUGAUUCAGCUGAGUUCAAAUUGUGGAGUAGAUGCAAUGACCUGGUCACUUCCUGGCUGCUGAAUUCUCUCUUAAAAAAAAUAGCAGGAAGUGUUAUCUACUCCAAAUCAGCUAAGGAUCUGUGGAAGGACCUUGAAGAUAGAUUUGGACAACCAAAUGGUGCUAUGCUUUAUCACCUGCAGAAACAACUUGCAGAUUUAGUCCAAGGGUCAUAUGAUACUGUAGGUUACUACACAAAAAUGAACAAGAUCUGGGAUGAACUUGACACUUUGUAUACCAAAGUGACUUGUUCUUGUGCUUGCAACUGUGGAGGAAAUGACAAAAUGAACAAAUCACUUUGA
This is a messenger RNA of Lycium ferocissimum, 576 nucleotides long. RefSeq lists its product as uncharacterized. The transcript has a single exon. NCBI's taxonomy places the organism in Eukaryota, Viridiplantae, Streptophyta, Magnoliopsida, Solanales, Solanaceae. The coding region runs from base 1 to 576 and encodes 191 amino acids. The record is from RefSeq and is a predicted model, not a curated record.